UUGGCAGUAAGGGCCUCACGUGAACGGAUCGAAGCGUUCAAGCCAAAGCUAAUCCCAAAGCUAAGUGACCUUUUCAUUCAGGUGACGCACAAGAUUGACGAGGACAAAUGCCGCAAGUCGGAAACCGGUGACACCAUCCACCAACAGUACGAGCUCCACCUUGAGAACGGUACUUUCGUCGAUUCGUCCUUCUCACGCAACAAGCCCUUCAUCUUCCAGCUGAACAAGGAAAAGUCAUCAAGGGAAUGGAUAUCGCCAUGA
This is a messenger RNA of Cooperia oncophora, 261 nucleotides long. The record is from the annotation of a GenBank genome assembly. NCBI's taxonomy places the organism in Eukaryota, Metazoa, Nematoda, Chromadorea, Rhabditida, Trichostrongylidae.